AUGAGUGGGAAUAAUAACCGAAUUGGAGACGAGUCGGAUAUGUUGAGUGGGUACGUCGUCCACAAGGUUGGGGUGCCGCCAAAGCGGAGCCUUGUGAAGGAAUUGAAGUUCACGUUGAAAGAGACGUUCUUUCACGACGACCCUCUGCGACCUUUCAGGGACAAGUCGGUUCCGAGAAAGGCGUGGCUUGGGAUUCAAGCCGUGCUCCCGAUCCUCGACUGGGGGAGACGCUACAAAUUCGACAUGUUCAAGGGCGAUCUCAUAGCCGGCCUCACCAUUGCAAGCCUAUGCAUCCCUCAGGAUAUCGGAUAUGCGAAACUGGCUAAUCUUGAUCCGCAGUUCGGUUUAUAUAGUAGUUUUGUGCCACCCUUGAUAUAUGCCAUAAUGGGUAGCUCGAGGGAUAUAGCAAUCGGGCCAGUGGCGGUCGUGUCCCUCUUGCUCGGGAGCAUGCUGCAGAACGAGAUCGACCCCAAACACAAGCACGAGUACCAACGGCUGGCUUUCACUGCUACCUUUUUUGCUGGCAUCACUCAGUUUGCACUCGGUUUCUUCAGGCUGGGUUUCUUGAUCGACUUUCUCUCUCAUGCUGCCAUUGUUGGGUUCAUGGCUGGGGCAGCCAUUACCAUAAGCCUCCAGCAGCUCAAAGGCUUUCUCGGCAUAAAGAAUGCUAAAUUCACCAAGAAAACCGAUAUAGUCUCUGUUAUGCGUUCCGUCUGGACUACCGCGCAUCAUGGGUGGAACUGGGAGACUAUUGUGAUAGGAGGCUCAUUCUUGGCUUUCCUGCUUUUUGCCAAGUACAUUGGGAAAAAGAACCGGAAGUUGUUUUGGUUUCCAGCAGUAGCUCCUCUGCUUUCCAUAAUCAUUUCGACAUUCUUCGUCUUCAUCACCCAUGCAGAGAAGAAAGGAGUUCAAAUCGUGAACCAUAUUGAGAGAGGCAUCAACCCUUCUUCUGUGCAUGAAAUUCAUUUCACGGGCUCGUACGUCGGCACCGGUUUCAGAAUCGGUUCCGUGGCAGGCAUUAUUGCACUUACGGAAGCCGUAGCAAUUGGCCGAACUUUUGCUGCCAUGAAAGACUAUCAGUUGGACGGGAACAAGGAAAUGGUGGCGCUCGGGACAAUGAACAUCGUGGGCUCUAUGACAUCUUGUUACGUCGCGACAGGAUCUUUCUCGCGGUCGGCCGUGAACUACAUGGCCGGGUGCAAUACGGCCGUCUCAAACAUCGUGAUGUCCGUUGUCGUCUUUCUAACUUUGGAAUUCAUCACACCACUUUUCAAGUACACACCAAAUGCCAUUCUUGCUUCCAUCAUUAUAUCGGCUGUUGUGGGGUUGUUCGAUUAUCAGGCCAUGAUUCUUAUAUGGAAGAUUGACAAGUUCGACUUUGUGGCGUGCAUGGGCGCCUUCUUUGGGGUCGUUUUCAUCUCUGUCGAGAUCGGACUUCUGAUAGCAGUUGCUAUAUCUUUUGCCAAGAUUCUUCUUCAAGUGACUAGGCCACGAACUGCAGUGCUCGGGAAAAUCCCGAGGACAACGGUUUACAGGAACAUACAGCAAUAUCCUGAGGCGACCAAAGUUCCGGGUGUUGUGAUUGUCCGGGUUGAUUCGGCUAUAUAUUUUUCAAAUUCCAAUUACAUUAGGGAGAGGAUACUGAGAUUGAUGGCUGAUGAAGAGGAACAACUUAAAGAGAAUAAUCUACCAAGAAUCCAGUAUUUGAUAGUCGAAAUGUCACCCGUGAUCGAUAUAGAUACCAGCGGCAUUCAUGCAUUGGAAGAUCUACACAAGACACUACAGAAGAGGGAUGUCCAGCUAGUUUUAGCGAACCCAGGGCAGGCGGUGCUGGACAAGCUCCACACGUCCACCUUCACCGACACGGUUGGAUACGACAAAAUAUUCCUAACUGUUGGAGAUGCUGUCAUGACAUUGGCUCCAAAGAUGGAGCCUUGA
This is a messenger RNA of Striga hermonthica, 1938 nucleotides long. The record is from the annotation of a GenBank genome assembly. NCBI's taxonomy places the organism in Eukaryota, Viridiplantae, Streptophyta, Magnoliopsida, Lamiales, Orobanchaceae.